CACUGUGAGGUUUUAUUUUGAAAGUCCUCACAGGAAGUCAUCUCAUAUUGUUCUGGCUGAUUUGACACUGGAGGCGCAUCUUUGGCUUCAUGCAAAGAAAGCAGGAGCUGCAGGACCAUGUGGAAUAUUUUCCCACAAACAACCUGACUCUCCAGACACAAGGAUGUCCUGGCCUCUUCUUUACGCUCAGUUAGUGGGGGCAAACCGUCACUCCACCAGCCUGGGUAAAGUCUGGCUCUCCGUGCUGUUUAUUUUCCGGGUCAUGGUGUUGGUUGUUGCUGCUGAGAGCGUCUGGGGGGACGAGCAGUCUGACUUCACCUGUAAUACACUACAGCCUGGCUGUGAAAAUGUCUGCUACGAUCAGUUCUUCCCCGUCUCCCACAUCCGUCUCUGGUGCCUUCAGCUUCUCUUCGUCUCCACACCGUCGCUCCUGGUUGCAUUGUACAUAGCAUAUCGAAACCAGAGCGAUAAGAAGAAGCUGCUACAGGGUUCUGGUAGAGGUGGUCUCCUCAGCCAAAAAGGCCAGGAGGAAGAGUUGGAGACUCUGAAGAGACGGAGACUCCCAAUAGCUGGUGCCCUCUGGUGGACGUACGCCUGCAGCCUGGUGUUCAGGCUGCUGUUUGAAGGAGGCUUCAUGUAUGCCCUGUAUGUGGUAUACGAUGGUUUCCAGAUGCCACGGCUGGUGCAGUGUGACCAGUGGCCAUGUCCUAACCUGGUGGACUGUUUCAUCUCACGCCCCACCGAGAAAACAAUCUUCACUGUUUUCAUGGCCACGGCCUCUUCUAUCUGCAUGGUCCUCAACAUGGCUGAACUUGCGUAUCUUGUCGCCAAGGCUGUCACUAGGAAUCUCUGUGGACAAAAGGAGAAGAAAACGUUCAGGAAGUCCAGCAGAGAGAGGACACAGAAUAAGACAAACCAGAAGUUACUUGUCUCAAACUGACGAAGCAGCAACAAGGUGGAUGACGCAUGCAGAGGAAAUAUUUUCACAAAGACUUGAAACCCUUUAGAGCUGCAUAAUUACAAGUGAUACACAUGUGAAUGACCCAAAGCAAAAAGUGAAAAUUUUCUAUGAUACCUGAGGUUCUCAAAUGUAGCCUUCAAGAGGUAGAGAAGAUGGAAUCAGUGUGAACAACUUAAAACUGUAUUUUUAUAUUGUUUGAUAUUGUAUGUUAGU
This is a messenger RNA of Micropterus dolomieu (smallmouth bass), 1174 nucleotides long. RefSeq names its product gap junction beta-2 protein-like. The record is from RefSeq and is a predicted model, not a curated record. The transcript has 7 exons. The coding region runs from base 164 to 940 and encodes 258 amino acids. Gene Ontology annotation, cellular component: connexin complex. NCBI's taxonomy places the organism in Eukaryota, Metazoa, Chordata, Actinopteri, Centrarchiformes, Centrarchidae. Gene Ontology annotation, biological process: cell communication.